Messenger RNA from Ciona intestinalis (vase tunicate), 1925 nucleotides. Its product is annotated as cAMP-dependent protein kinase type II-beta regulatory subunit-like. NCBI's taxonomy places the organism in Eukaryota, Metazoa, Chordata, Ascidiacea, Phlebobranchia, Cionidae. Gene Ontology annotation, molecular function: cAMP binding; cAMP-dependent protein kinase inhibitor activity; protein kinase A catalytic subunit binding. The record is from RefSeq and is a predicted model, not a curated record. Gene Ontology annotation, biological process: negative regulation of cAMP-dependent protein kinase activity. Gene Ontology annotation, cellular component: cytosol; cAMP-dependent protein kinase complex.
AGUAUGUUUGUUUAAUUGAUUACCGUCAUCGCAUUUCUACUUCUGUUUUUGUUGUUUAAAAAAAUAGGGCCGUUGAGACCAAGAAUUAAUUUAAAUUCAGUUAGCGAAAAUUUCGAUUCAACCAACAGCGAGGCUAAAUAACCAAGUUUACUACACUAUUUAAAGCACCAGGGUUUUGUGGUGAAUGUUCUACGACACAGACCAAGUGAUCUUAUAGAGUUCGCAGCUCAAUAUUUCUCCGAUCUUCUUGACAACAGGGAUCAAGCUCGUGGAGGAGGAGCAACGAUGGGAAGCGCAACAAACCAAGAUGAUGAAGAGAUGGUAGCGAGUGAUAAUGAUGAUUACAUGGAUGAAGCAGAAGAAAUGGCAAUGAUGGCAAGACGAACAAAUGUCUCAAGACGUAAAUCAGUGAGUGCUGAGGGUUUUGACCCAGAUGCAGAUGAUGAUGAUGAUGAAGAAAAAGUGAUUCAUCCCAAGACUGAUGAGCAACGAGAUCGUCUUUCAAAAGUCAUCUCUAAAAUGCUCAUCUUCUCAAGUCUUGAUAUAGAGCAAACACAACAAGUUCUCGAUGCCAUGUUUGAAAAGUCUGUUAAAGCCGGUGAUCAUGUGAUUGAUGAAGGAGAUGAUGGCGACAACUUCUACGUCAUUGAGAAAGGAGAUUUCGACAUUUUUAUUAACGAUCCAGUGACGAAGGUUCCUGACCACAAAGGGACUUAUAAAGGCAGUGGAGCAUUCGGUGAACUCGCUUUAAUGUACAACUGCCCACGACUCGCCACAAUUAUUGCAACGACAGAUGGCUCGUUGUGGGGAAUGGAUCGAACAACGUUUAGAAGAAUUAUUGUAAAGAAUGCAGCCAAGAAGAGAAAGCAAUAUGAAGACUUCCUCGCUACAGUGCCUUUGCUCAGCACUCUUACAGUUGAAGAGAGAAUGAAGGUUGCAGAUGCCAUGGUAACGAAGAACUAUGAAGAUGAGGAUUGUAUUCUUAAACAAGGAGAUCCCGCAGAUUAUUUCUACAUUGUCAUUGAUGGGCAGGUGGUUGUGAAAAGACGGGGAGAUGACCCGAGCAAUGCAAACCAUGAGGUUGUGCUCAAGAAAUACACUAACGGUGAAUACUUCGGUGAGUUGGCACUCAUUCAAAAUCAACCUAGAGCUGCUUCAGCUUUUGCCGAAGGUCCAUGCAAAUGUGCAGUGUUGGACGUACAGGCCUUUGAGCGUUUGCUUGGUCCAUGCAAGGAGUUGCUCAUGAGAAACAUUCCAUUAUACGAGCAACAACUUAGUGAGAUUUACCAAGACAUGAGUAUGAGCGAAUGAACUCCGCUCUUAAGUUACCGUUCAAACAAUUUCCAAUCUUCGAAAUGUUUUGUUUCAAUUUUACGUUACUUUAACUGAUAUGUAGCACCUGAUUUUAACCGCUGCCACCCGAAUGUUGGGUGCAGUACCCCAUGUUAACUUAACAUUUAACAAUCCGACUGUUAUGUAUUACCCUAUCACAAUCCAAACCCAAUCUCUGCCGCCAGCUAUCUCGCGGUUGAACGCGCAGAUGUUCCAUGACUGGAACGAAAUCGAUUGCAAUGGUGCUCUUACGUCCGAUUAAACGAAGAGUGGACAAAGCUGUCACAGAUUAUGUGCAGCCCCGCAUCAGACACCACCACAAAUCCGACACACUGUGUUUUUAUCAGGGUUCGGUCGAUCGUCGGUGCAAUUCUAAACUUUUCAAAUUGUUAUGUUUUUUUUUCUUAAUUUUAAACUCGAUUUGACGGCCGUGCCAUAAGUUUAGAAUUAGUAAGCUGCAUAAUUAACAGGGGACGCAAAAUUCAGAUUCCAUUGCACAGGUUUUGGAUUUGUGCGUUUUCUACCUAACACAGUACAAUGUGUUGUUUCUACGUUUCUUUCGUUACUUGUUUUAAUAAAUUAAAACGUUCCAC